Molecule: messenger RNA, 743 nt
Organism: Rotaria sordida
Lineage: Eukaryota; Metazoa; Rotifera; Eurotatoria; Philodinida; Philodinidae
Source: the annotation of a GenBank genome assembly
AUGGAACUACAUCGACCAUUAUCAUAUACACAACAAAGUUAUCAUAAUAUUCCAACAAUUCCUCAAAAGACAAUAGAUCCUAAAUUUAUUGUAGUACUUUUUUGUGUUGAAGCUGGUGCUUUAGUUUUUAAUAGUAUUCAUUUAAAUGCUCCGGAAAUUCAUAUUUAUAAUUCAUAUAAUCAAAAACCAAUUAUUUAUAAUCAAUCAUCACAAAUUUAUUCAUGUUUUCUAACAAUAAAUCAUUGUAUUUAUGAACAUAAACAAUUACGUUUUCUUAAAGUUAUACAUUUAAUAUUUAUUAUAAUAAUCGUUGUGUGUUAUUUUAGUCUAUUUAUGAUUAUACUUUGUAAAUUGGAAAAUACUAAAGUACAAAAUGAUUUAGGUAUAACAUGGUAUGCUGCAAUACAAUUAUUAGUUUUAUUAACACUUGCAUUACAUACACUUUUAAUGGUUAUUAUCUAUGAACGUGAUUAUAUGAAUAUACAACAUUGUAAUGAAGAUAGUCGUUUAGUACGUGGAGAAAAUCUUUUUACUUAUGUUGUUCUUAGUAUACUUGAAAUAACUUAUAUUGGUUUUGAUAUAUUAAAUCGACAAGUAUCUAUACAUGCUAUACAUCAAAAUUUUGAACAUCGAGCACGACAAGCUGAACAUAUAGUACAAUCGGAAGACUCGAAUCUUAGUACAAAACAAAAUUUAUCACCAGCAGAAAGUUUUGAAACUGUUCAUCAAGAAUUUCUAAGAGA